Molecule: messenger RNA, 2093 nt
Organism: Amborella trichopoda
Lineage: Eukaryota; Viridiplantae; Streptophyta; Magnoliopsida; Amborellales; Amborellaceae
Gene: SDH1-1
Product: succinate dehydrogenase 1-1
Biological process (GO): mitochondrial electron transport, succinate to ubiquinone; tricarboxylic acid cycle
Cellular component (GO): respiratory chain complex II (succinate dehydrogenase)
Molecular function (GO): electron transfer activity; succinate dehydrogenase (quinone) activity; flavin adenine dinucleotide binding
Source: RefSeq, a predicted model, not a curated record
AUGUGGCGUUGCGUCUCUGGUGCCCUUCGCCUUGCUCAUGCAAAGGGAUCAAUCUCUAAUGGACCUAUUCAAACUCUACUCUCCCGAUCUCUUUCGUCAUCUUCUACCACGGGUUCUUACACAAUCGUGGAUCACACAUAUGAUGCGGUCGUGGUAGGAGCAGGUGGUGCAGGGCUUAGAGCGGCCAUUGGACUUUCAGAGCAUGGCUUUAACACUGCCUGUAUUACCAAGCUUUUCCCUACACGUUCUCAUACUGUUGCUGCUCAGGGUGGAAUUAAUGCAGCAUUGGGGAAUAUGACUGAGGAUGAUUGGAGGUGGCAUAUGUAUGACACUGUCAAAGGAAGUGAUUGGUUAGGUGAUCAAGAUGCUAUUCAGUAUAUGUGUAGAGAGGCGCCUAAAGCAGUCAUAGAGCUAGAAAAUUAUGGAUUGCCAUUUUCACGAACCGAUGAAGGAAAAAUUUAUCAACGUGCAUUUGGUGGUCAAAGCUUGAAUUUUGGGAAAGGUGGACAGGCCUACCGUUGUGCAUGUGCUGCUGAUCGAACCGGUCAUGCUUUGCUUCAUACAUUGUAUGGGCAGGCAAUGAAACAUAACACACAAUUUUUUGUGGAAUACUUUGCAUUGGAUCUUCUUAUGGAUAGUGAUGGCUCUUGCCAGGGGGUGAUUGCACUCAACAUGGAGGAUGGUACUCUACAUCGAUUCCGUGCUUGUUCCACAAUUUUAGCGACAGGGGGUUAUGGGAGAGCUUACUUCUCUGCAACAUCAGCUCAUACAUGCACUGGUGAUGGCAAUGCAAUGGUGUCACGAGCUGGACAUGGACUAGAGGAUCUUGAAUUUGUGCAGUUCCAUCCAACAGGGAUCUAUGGUGCUGGUUGUCUCAUUACUGAAGGAUCACGCGGAGAAGGUGGUAUACUUAGGAAUAGUGAAGGAGAAAGAUUUAUGGAAAGAUAUGCCCCAACUGCCAAAGAUCUUGCAUCCAGGGAUGUUGUUUCAAGAUCCAUGACCAUGGAGAUUCGUGAAGGUCGUGGUAUAGGACCUCUGAAGGACCACAUCUAUCUCCACUUGAAUCACCUUCCACCAGAUGUACUUAAGGAAAGACUUCCUGGUAUAUCAGAAACUGCUGCUAUCUUUGCAGGAGUUGAUGUUACCAAGGAGCCAAUCCCUGUGAUACCCACUGUUCAUUAUAAUAUGGGUGGCAUCCCAACAAAUUACCAUGGAGAGGUGGUGGAUAUUAAGGGAGACGACCCCAAUGCUGUAGUUCCUGGACUUAUGGCAGCUGGUGAAGCAGCUUGUGCAUCAGUGCAUGGUGCUAACAGGCUUGGUGCCAAUUCCCUUCUGGAUAUUGUUGUAUUCGGCCGAGCUUGUGCCAAUAGGGUCGCGGAGAUAUAUAAGCCAGGUGAGAAGCAAAAGCCUUUACCCAGUGAUGCUGGACAGAAGACUAUUGCUUGGUUAGACAAGCUAAGGAACUCUAAUGGUUCCUUGCCUACUUCAAAGAUUCGUCUCAAUAUGCAGCGGGUGAUGCAGACCCACGCUGCAGUUUUUCGCACCCAGGAAACAUUGGAAGAGGGGUGUACUUUGAUUGAUAAAGCAUGGGAGAGUUUCCAUGAUGUUAAGCUGCAUGACAGGAGCCUGAUAUGGAACUCUGACUUGAUAGAAACUAUUGAACUAGAAAACCUUUUGAUAAAUGCAUGUAUAACAAUGCACUCUGCCGAGGCUAGGAAGGAGAGCAGGGGUGCACAUGCCCGUGAAGAUUUCCCGAUGAGAGAUGAUGAAAACUGGAUGAAGCAUACAUUGGGGUACUGGGAAAAUGGGAAGGUCGGGCUAGCAUACAGACCUGUUCACAUGUACACAUUGGAUGAAGAAGUCGAACCAUUCCCUCCGAAAGCACGUGUAUAUUGAGUGCCUCAAUCGUUUGUAUGUCUCGGAGAAUCAACCGAUUGUGUUUAGCUGUUCAAAAUAAAGUGACAAUCAGCAGUCUCGCAGCAGUAGGUGCUUGCUUGCUUCAAAAUGAUGAGGCAUUUGUGUACGAUUGAACUAUUCAGAUUUAUUUGUUCUGGAUAAUAAUAAUUGAAAUUAGAAGUGGGUUUUUUUAUUUA